AUGAUCAUUGUUCAGGCAGUUGCAAUGAAUGAUCUUUGGAUAUGGCAUUCAUUCUUUGGUUUUCUUGGCUCUCACAAUGACUUGAAUGUGCUAUCGAGAUCGCCACUGUUUUCUACGCUUAUUACAGGAGAUGCUCCUGCUUGCAACUACUCGGUCAACGGCCACAACUACUCAAUGGGUUACUACCUUGCGGAUGGCAUCUAUCCAACAUGGGCCGCCUUGGUCAAAACAAUUCCGCGCCCAAAAGGUAACAAAAGCAUUCACUUUGCCCAAUGUCAAGAAGCUGCUAGGAAAGAUGUGGAAAGAGCCUUCGCUGUGCUUCAGAAGCGCUUUGCAAUUGUUCGUGGCCCUGCCAAGUACUGGAGCUCCAAGGUUCUAUGGCAGAUCAUGACUUGUUGCAUCAUAUUGCAUAACAUGAUCAUUGAAGAUGAGAGGGAUAUGCCUGAGAACUUUCAGUACGUCACCAACGGGACUCAGGUUGAGCCAGAGUAUGAUAUGAACAGGAUCCUGGCAUUCCUUGAGGAGCAUCGCAAGUUCGAGAACCAACAAGUUCAUGCUCAACUCCAACAAGAUCUUAUUGAGCAUCACUGGCAACGUCUUAGCGAGUCCUAG
Messenger RNA from Aegilops tauschii subsp. strangulata, 612 nucleotides. RefSeq lists its product as uncharacterized. The record is from RefSeq and is a predicted model, not a curated record. NCBI's taxonomy places the organism in Eukaryota, Viridiplantae, Streptophyta, Magnoliopsida, Poales, Poaceae.